UCUAUUCAUGACUCGUGCAUGUUUGUGUGUAUGUGUCUGUGAUUGUGUGUCGUGUCUUUGAAUUUAUUUUGAUUCAUUCAUUCCCAUAAAUAUUUUUUUUUCCAGAAAAAGAAAAUGCCAUAUUUUGAAAAUUGGAAUGAAUUUGCUUCAGCAGCCGAAGCAUUAUAUUUGGAGAAUCCAUUACGUUGUCGUCUAGUAAUGAAAUAUCGACAUAAAGAUGGAAUAUUAAUUGUCAAAUGUACUGAUGAUAAAGUAUGUCUAUUGUAUAAAACAGAAAAUUCACAAGACAUAAAACGUAUUGAAAAAUUAAAUUCCCAAAUGAUGCGACAUAUGACCAGUGAUGAAGAUUAAUUAAAAUUAAUAAUCGUAAUUAUAUCGCCAUAAUUCAUCGUUCAUUUAUAGCAUUGUAAAAUUGUAUUUAUUUUAUUUUCCUACACACAUUCUUUUUAUAUAUAAAUCAAAAUGAAUGUAUUCUUUUCUUUAUUUCAUGUUUUCUUUUUCUUUUUUGCCGCUUGAUUUGUAAAUUGAUGGACAAAUGAAAUGAUUUUUUUUAUCAAUAAAAAAAUACUACUAUAUUACAAAACGA
Messenger RNA from Dermatophagoides pteronyssinus (European house dust mite), 586 nucleotides. RefSeq names its product signal recognition particle 9 (gene Srp9). Gene Ontology annotation, cellular component: signal recognition particle, endoplasmic reticulum targeting. NCBI's taxonomy places the organism in Eukaryota, Metazoa, Arthropoda, Arachnida, Sarcoptiformes, Pyroglyphidae. The record is from RefSeq and is a predicted model, not a curated record. Gene Ontology annotation, molecular function: 7S RNA binding. Gene Ontology annotation, biological process: SRP-dependent cotranslational protein targeting to membrane; negative regulation of translational elongation.